AUGGACUUUGGAAUAGACAUUGAGCGGUUGCCAGGCUGCAGCACUAAGAUUGCUGAGUUGUACCAAGAAUGGUUGAAAGAUGGUGAAACCAAAGAGACGGCAGCAGCAGCAUCAGACGCAAAGAUGUCUACCUUGAUGCUGUUUUACGACAUAUGGGGUAUGAUCCCCCGACAAGAAGUUGAAGAAAUCGCAAGUCUAGUCCUUCAACACGCGCGCAAGAUUGAGGCUGGUUUCCAAAUGGCCAUUGUGGGAGGCUAUAGACGAGGGAAAAAGGAAAGCGGUGACGUGGACGUCAUUCUAAGUCAUCGAGACGAAUCACAAACCAUGAAUAUGAUAAAUGACCUCGUCGUCAGUCUUGAGCAAGACCAUCUCAUAACGCAUACACUCAGUUUAUGGACCAAGAAUAGUGAACGAGGCCAGCUCCCGCUUGCCUGGCGAGGGGAGGGCGCCAGGCGCGGAUCUGGAUUUGACACGCUUGAUAAAGCCAUGGUCGUGUGGCAAGAUAAGAAAAAAGCAGGAGAUGAUGCACCGCAUCGAAGAGUGGACAUCAUCAUCAGCCCGUGGAAAACUGUUGGGUGUGCUUUGCUGGGAUGGAGCGGCGGCACAACAUUUGAACGAGAUCUUCGACGAUAUUGCAAACAAGAAAAGGGCCUGAAGUUUGACAGCAGCGGGAUUCGCCGUCGCUCCGACGGGACAUGGGUGGACUUUGAAAGCCAUUAUACCGCGUCGGACGAGGGCCCCGGCCAUGACGGACGUUGUCCACAACCGGCACCGGAUAUGGAUACGGCUGAGAGGCGGGUUUUUGAAGGGUUGGGCUUAACUUGGCGAGAUCCAACAGAAAGAUGCACAGGGUGA
This is a messenger RNA of Metarhizium brunneum ARSEF 3297, 855 nucleotides long. NCBI's taxonomy places the organism in Eukaryota, Fungi, Ascomycota, Sordariomycetes, Hypocreales, Clavicipitaceae. The record is from RefSeq and is a predicted model, not a curated record.